Molecule: messenger RNA, 1837 nt
Organism: Olea europaea var. sylvestris
Lineage: Eukaryota; Viridiplantae; Streptophyta; Magnoliopsida; Lamiales; Oleaceae
Product: 1-aminocyclopropane-1-carboxylate synthase-like
Exons: 4
Coding region: 126-1583 (485 amino acids)
Biological process (GO): biosynthetic process; amino acid metabolic process
Molecular function (GO): transaminase activity; pyridoxal phosphate binding
Source: RefSeq, a predicted model, not a curated record
CAAUACAUUCUUCAAGCAACAACUUUCAAUUGAUCACACGUAUACACGUAUACUAUUCUCUCAAUCUCUCUUUAAAUCUCUCCCUCUCUCUCUCUCUCUACACUUAUAAUUGGCAUUUAGUUAAAAUGGAGUUUAUGGGUGGAAAUAGCCAACUCUUGUCCAAGCUAGCAGCCAGUGAUCAGCAUGGAGAAAAUUCUCCUUAUUUUGAUGGAUGGAAAGCGUAUGAAAAUGAUCCUUUUCAUCCAACUGCAAAUCCUAAUGGUGUUAUCCAAAUGGGCCUUGCUGAAAAUCAGCUUUCUUUCGACUUGAUUAAGGAAUGGAUUAAGAAAAAUCCACUAGCGUCAAUUUGUACUAGUGAAGGAGUUAAGGCUUUCAAGGACAUUGCCAUCUUUCAAGAUUACCAUGGCUUGCAGGAAUUCAGAAAUGCUGUGGCGAAGUUUAUGGGAAAGGUGAGAGGUGGUAGAGUUACCUUUGACCCCGACCGCAUAGUGAUGGCCGGUGGAGCCACCGGAGCAAAUGAACUGAUAAUGUUUUGUUUGGCUGAUCCUGGGGAUGCAUUUUUGGUCCCUUCACCUUAUUAUCCAGCAUUUGAUAGGGACUUGAGUUGGAGAACUAGGGUGAAACUGCUUCCUGUUGCCUGCGAAAGCUCGAAUAAUUUCAAAAUUACGAUACAAGCACUUAAGGAGGCAUACGAGAAUGCCCGAAAAGCCAACAUCAAAGUGAAAGGCAUCAUCAUAGCAAACCCAUCAAAUCCCUUAGGAACCACUAUGGACAGGGAAACACUGAGAAGCCUAGUAACUUUCAUAAAUGAAAAGGAAAUUCAUCUGGUGUGUGAUGAAAUAUAUGCAGCCACAAUUUUCUGUGCUCCGAAAUUCGUUAGUGUCUCCGAAGUUGUUGAAGAAGUCAAAUGCAAUCGCGAUUUAAUUCACAUUGUCUAUAGUUUGUCGAAGGACAUGGGCCUUCCCGGAUUCAGGGUGGGGAUAGUUUACUCAUACAAUGAUAAAGUUGUGAAUUGUGGGCGAAAAAUGUCGAGCUUCGGAUUAGUCUCAUCCCAAACACAACAUUUGUUAGCAUCAAUGUUGGCAGAUGAGGAAUUCGUUGACACGUUUUUAGCAGAAAGCUCGAAAAGGCUUGGAAACAGGCACAAGAUCUUUACCAGGGGACUUGAAGAAGUUGGAAUAAAAUGCUUAGACAGCAAUGCUGGCCUUUACUGCUGGAUGGAUUUGCGCCCAUUGCUCAAUGAACCUACAUUUGAAGGUGAAAUGGCACUAUGGAGAGUAAUAAUCAACGACGUAAGGCUCAAUGUCUCUCCAGGAUCAUCGUUUCAUUGUGUAGAACCUGGCUGGUUUAGGGUUUGCUUUGCAAAUAUGGAUGAUGAGACAUUGGGAAUUUCUCUUCAAAGAAUUCGAUUGUUGGUGGGCAAAUGGAAGGAAAUGGGUGCACAAGUAAAGAAUAAUGGACGGAAAAAAACUCUCAAGCUUAACUUUUCUUCAAGAAUCUACGAUGCGGCUGUCCUGUCGCCUCACAUGAUGUCACCUCACUCUCCAAUCCCUCACUCACCCAUUGUUCGUGCCAGGACUUGAGUUUCUUACAAGAUUCACAACCUUUUUUCCUUCAUUAUAUUUGAAGGUUAAUAUAUUUUUUUUUGUAACAGAAAAAGAUUUACUUUUCAUGUUACAUGUAGGUGUGAAUUGUGUGAACUUGUUAUGGUAGUACAAUGUCGUAACUUGACAUAUUUUUAUAUUAAUAAUCAAUGAUAUUUGUGAGUGAAAUAAAAACCAUGUAAAAGGUAUGUAUGGGAAUGAAAGUUUCUAUCAAAAUAUAGUUUUGUUUUUAA